Populus nigra (black poplar) is the source of this 981-nucleotide messenger RNA. Its product is annotated as protein LURP-one-related 15-like. The record is from RefSeq and is a predicted model, not a curated record. The coding region runs from base 136 to 786 and encodes 216 amino acids. NCBI's taxonomy places the organism in Eukaryota, Viridiplantae, Streptophyta, Magnoliopsida, Malpighiales, Salicaceae. The transcript has 3 exons.
GCACUAUAAAAUGCAUACAGCAUUCCUCUCAAAGACUACUUCUAUAACCACCAUCAAGACCUGCAUAAUAUAGAAAUUUAGCUAUUUCUCUUUCUGUUUAUUUCUUCGAGUAAGUAAUAUUUGGUUUCUGUGAUUAUGGCUACUGGGCAAGCACCAGGCAACCCCAUUCCAGCCGUGAGAACAUACCCGCCGGUGGAGCAUCCAGUGGUAGUAAUAGGGCCACAGUACCUGGCACAGUACCCUGUUGAACUCGCCGUCUCUACAAAGCUAUGGACUCUUGGAGAGAAUGAUUUUAAGGUGUCUGACAUUAAUGGCACCCUCAUCUUCCAGGUCAAGAGUAAACUCUUAACCCUACAUGAUCGUCGUUUUCUGAAAGAUGCAGCCGGUAACACCCUUGUCAAUCUCAGGCAGAAGAUAAGGACCAUGCAUCGGAGGUGGGAAGCUUUUAGAGGAGAAAGCAAGGAGGAGAAAGAUUUGCUUUUCACAGCCAAGAAAUCAAAGCUGUUCCAAUUCAAAACUGAGUUAGACGUAUUCUUGGCUAACAACAAAGGAGAGGUCCCUGAUUUCAAGGUCAAAGGAGGGUACGGCGAGAGUUCCUGCUCUAUACUUCUUGGAGAUUCCAAUGCCAUGCUUGCACAAAUGCAUAGAUUACACUCUCUCACGACAAUGAUCUUGGAUACAGAUAGUUUUGGAGUGACUGUUUAUCCUAAUGUUGAUUAUGCCUUCAUAGUAGCUCUUGUGGUGAUUCUCGAUGAGAUCAAUGCGGACCGUAGUGGCGAAGAUUAAAUACAGCUUUUGUUUUAUUUCACGAGACGUUUUCAAGUUGUAUUGCUUUUUUAUUGUAAGAAUAAAUACAAUGCAUUCUUUAUUGCUUUUUCCUAAUGUAAAAUGUAUGCUUUGUGGAUGACAUAAAGCGUAAAAUAUAUAAUGUUUGUUAAGCUUUAUAAUCAUUUAUUUAAUGUGUUUUGAAUUCUGAUCAAA